AUGAGUAGAGGAGUGAAUGGAAACGAUGCUCUGGAGACUAUAAACGCUGCCGCGACUUUGAUCGCAUCUGCUGAUAAUCAGAAUCGGGUUCCUCAAGAUUCGGUCAAGAAAAAAAGAUGGAAAAGCUACUGGAGACAUUUUUGGUGUUUUGGGUAUAACAAAAACAAACAGCGAAUUGGACAUGCUGCUCUUGUUCCUGAAACCCCAACCACUGGAGCAGAUGCUCCAACAGCUGAAAAUCUAUCCCAACCACUUUCCAUAGUACUUCCUUUUGUUGCACCACCUUCCUCUCCUGCAUCAUUCCUUCUGUCAGAACCUCCUUCAGCAGCCCAGUCGCCAACUGGCCUCUUAUCGCUCACCUCAAUAUCAACAAAUAUAUAUUCUCCUGGUAACCGUUCCUCAAUUUUUGCCAUUGGUCCUUAUGCUCAUGAGACUCAGUUAGUCUCUCCACCUGUAUUCUCAACAUUUACCACUGAACCAUCAACUGCUCCCUAUACUCCUCCCCCUGAAUCAGUUCACUUAACUACACCUUCCUCUCCUGAAGUGCCAUUCGCACGGCUACUUGAACCCAGCUUCCAAAGUGGUGAAGGUGGUCAGAGAUACCCUCUAUCUCAAUAUGAAUUUCUGUCUUAUCAGCUUCAGCCUGGAAGUCCACUCAGCCAUUUGAUCUCACCUAGCUCAGGCAAAUCCGGUUCAGGCACCUCGUCACCUUUUCCUGACCUUGAGUGCACUCCUGGACAUCCCCUUUUCGCCGAGUUCAGAAAUGGCAACCAUACUAAGUUUUUAAACCUUGACAAGAUUGUGCUUCGUGAAUGGAAAUCAUUCCACGGAUCUGGUGCAUUACCUCCAGAUGGUGCCAAGUCCAAAUGUCAUGAUAGUUCAGACAUUAUUCCACUUCCAGAUGAAUGUAAUGGAUUGCGAAAUAAUGAGACUGUGCUUAAUCACAGAGUUUCUUUCGAGAUAACUGCAGAGGAAGUUGUAAGAUGCGUGGAAAAGAAACCAGCAGCCUUCGCAGAAGUUGUGCAAGAGUCCGUUGAAAACAUUGAGCGUACAGGAGAGGAAAGCCCAGGAGAUAUGAGAAAUGUACACGAGAACCCUGUUGGAGUAACUUCUAACAUCACAUCUGACAAAGCUCCCACACAGGGUGAGGAUAAAAGGAAGCACCAAAAGAACCGGACUAUCACCCUUGGAUCUUCCAAAGAAUUCAACUUCGAUAAUAUAGAUGGAGAAAAUCCUGAUAAGCCUAAUGUUGGUUCCAACUGGUGGGCCAAUGAGAAGGUUCUUCAGGAGGAUGGUGGACCGUCUAAGAUCUGUAAGCUGGAAAAGGAGUGCAGUUCAGAAUAUCCUAUCAUCGUUGCACUGGAAAUUACAAGCAAUUUUAUACCAGUGGGAGUGGACCUUGAUUCAUUAUCUCAAUGGAGUUGUAAUAAAUUGGCCGAAGAAUCAAGGGGCAACUGCCACAUUGUUUACUAUUUGGUGAAGAAAUUGAAAUCGAUUUCAAGGUCACUGAAAGGGCCAGCAGGCCCCCGAAUGUGGCCCGUUUUGGGAAGUUUACCGGGCUUAAUUGUGAACAACAACCGCAUGCAUGAGUGGAUUGCCGAGAACCUCCGGGCCUGCGGCGGCACGUACCAGACGUGUAUUUGUGCAAUUCCAUUUUUGGCCCGGAAGCAAGGGCUCGUGACAGUCACGUGCGAUCCCAAGAAUUUAGAGCACAUUUUGAAGGUUAGGUUUGAUAAUUAUCCUAAGGGCCCCACAUGGCAAGCUGUGUUUCAUGAUCUUCUUGGGCAAGGGAUUUUCAACUCCGACGGUGACACGUGGCUGUUCCAACGUAAGACUGCUGCACUUGAAUUCACCACUCGAACAUUGAGGCAAGCCAUGGCUCGAUGGGUGAGCCGAGCCAUUAAGAAUAGGUUAUGCCCGAUUCUUAAAACAGCUCAGCUUGAAGGUAAGCAUGUUGAUUUACAAGAUUUAUUACUACGGCUCACUUUCGAUAAUAUAUGUGGCUUGGCUUUUGGGAAGGACCCACAAACUCUAUCACCUGGGCUACCUGACAAUAGCUUCGCUUUGGCUUUUGAUCGAGCCACUGAAGCGACUUUAUAUCGCUUUAUUUUACCCGAAUUUGUUUGGAAAUUGAAAAAGUGGCUUAGGCUUGGGAUGGAAGUCAGCUUGAGCCAGAGUGUCAAAGGCGUGGAUGAUUACAUGACAAAUGUCAUCAAUACACGUAAGCUCGAGUUGCUGAAUCAGCAGAAUGGUGGGUCCCAACAUGAUGAUUUGUUAUCUAGGUUCAUGAAGAAAAAAGAGUCGUACACUGACAAAUUUCUUCAAGAAGUUGCACUCAAUUUUAUUCUAGCUGGGCGUGACACCUCAUCAGUCGCGCUCAGUUGGUUUUUUUGGCUGGUUAGUCUAGACCCUCGAGUCGAAGAGAAAAUCUUGAUUGAACUUUGCUCGGUUCUGAUUGUAACUCGUGGCAACGACACUUCAAAAUGGCUUGAAGACCCUUUAAUAUUUGAAGAAGUUGACCAAUUGACAUAUCUUAAAGCAGCAUUGUCAGAAACUCUAAGACUAUACCCUUCGGUGCCAGAAGAUUCCAAACAUGUCAUUGCUGAUGAUAUACUGCCGGAUGGAACAUUUGUACCUGCAGGGUCGAAUAUCACUUACUCAAUAUAUUCAACCGGUCGAAUGAAGUUCAUAUGGGGCGAUGACUGCCUAGAGUUUAAGCCAGAACGAUGGUUGUCCAAAGAUGGAAGGAAAUUUGAAGCUAAGGAUCAAUUUCAAUUCGUAGCCUUCAAUGCUGGCCCUAGGAUUUGUUUGGGUAAGGAUUUGGCAUACUUGCAAAUGAAAUCAAUAGCGGCGGCGGUGUUACUCCGACACCGGCUCAUGGUGGCGCCGGGACACAAGGUGGAGCAAAAAAUGUCGUUGACAUUGUUCAUGAAGUACGGUCUCAAAGUCAAUGUAUAUCCUAGGGAGUUGACUCCAAUACUGACUAAAAUUGGAAAAGAAUCCGACAUGGUGGGAGUCAUGUGA
Messenger RNA from Fraxinus pennsylvanica, 3024 nucleotides. The record is from the annotation of a GenBank genome assembly. NCBI's taxonomy places the organism in Eukaryota, Viridiplantae, Streptophyta, Magnoliopsida, Lamiales, Oleaceae.